This is a messenger RNA of Penicillium waksmanii, 1689 nucleotides long. RefSeq names its product putative MFS transporter. Gene Ontology annotation, biological process: transmembrane transport. The coding region runs from base 1 to 1689 and encodes 562 amino acids. The transcript is spliced from 4 exons. Gene Ontology annotation, molecular function: transmembrane transporter activity. The record is from RefSeq and is a predicted model, not a curated record. NCBI's taxonomy places the organism in Eukaryota, Fungi, Ascomycota, Eurotiomycetes, Eurotiales, Aspergillaceae.
AUGAAUCGACAACGCGAGGCCGAAAAGGCCUUGCACGACCAAACAAACAUUCUCCCAUUCGCCCAGCUCAUGGUUGUUUUCACUGGCUUAGCUACCUCCCUACUUAUUAUGUGCAUGGAUCAGAAUGGUAUCAGCGUCACAUUACCCACAAUCGCACGGGAUUUGGGGCGCCCAGGACACUAUUUCCUGGGCGGGAACCUCCUCAUUGAUCGCGAAUACCAUGUUCACGGUCCUAUAUGGCCGGCUGUCGGAUAUUUUUGGACGCAAGGUUGUCUACAUAUCGGCGCUAGUGUUGCUGUGCAUAGCAGAUUUGUUGUGUGGCUUAUCGCAAAACCCAGCCAUGUUCUACACGUCGUCACCCUCGAGCAGCGAGGAAAGUACCAAGGCAUACUCGGCGCGUCACUUGGCGUGGGAAAUAUCAUGGGUCCUUUCAUUGCCGCAGCAUUUAUUGAGCGAUCAACAUGGCGUGGCUUUUUCUGGUUGAUCUCGCCUCUGGCAGCGAUUUCAGCUAUUGUGGGAUAUUUUCUGAUCCCGAAUAACGCCAAAAAGGGCGACUUUCGCCAGAAUUUAUAUCGAAUUGACUGGUUCGGUGUCCUGGCAUCAUCUAUCGGAAUUAUCUUUGUUUUGAUUCCCGUCUCGGGAGGAGGGUCCUACUUUCCGUGGGAUUCGCCGAUGGUGAUAGCAAUGCUUGUCAUCGGAGGCUGUGCAUUCGUCGCUUUUGCUUUCAUUGAAUGGAAGGUGGCAACAUUGCCAAUGCUGCCAGUUGUCUUUUUCAAAAGCAAAGUCAUCACUGCCCUGUUCUUACAGAGUUUCCUUCUCGGGGCAGUGUAUCAAGCGUACCUCUACUACCUACCGCUCUACUACCAGAAUGCCCGUGGCUGGUCUCCCAUCGUAUCCGCUGCUUUGACCUCGCCGAUGGUGGCCUGCCAGGCUAUUGCCUCUAUCUGCUCUGGCCAGUAUAUUUCCCGACUAAAGCGUUAUGGAGAAAUCAUAUGGAUGGGGUUUGGUCUCUGGACUUUAGGAGCUGGCCUCAUGCUUCGCUUCGACGACAAAACACACCCGGCUGUCAUCGCUGUCUGCGUUGGGAUCACUGGUAUCGGGAUUGGUUUCACCUUUCAACCCACACUCGUCGCUUUGCAGGCGCACUGUACCAAGUCGCAUCGCGCCAUAUCCAUCUCCAACCGCAAUUUCUUCCGAUGCAUGGGGGGAGCAUGCGGUCUCGCUAUCUCCGCCGCCAUUUUGCAGGCUACUCUGCGCUCACAACUUCCUGCCGAAUUUUCCUAUCUGACCGAGUCCACCUAUUCGCUCCCUUCGCGAUCCAGUCUCACUGAUACUCAAUGGGCACAAAUCCUGCUUGCUUAUAGCAAGGCCUCCCAUUCUGUCUUUAUUCUCCAGGUUCCUCUUAUCGGGGUGUGCUUCCUUGCAUGUGCGUUCAUUCGUGACCGUGGCCUCGAACGCGUCAAGUCACCCGAGGAGAUUGAAGAGGAGAAGCGAAAGGUCGAGGCCGAGCGAGAUGCAGAGGCUUCCCUUACAGAUCAGCAACCCAAAGGAAAUGAAGUCCACCAGGGCGAGGAGGUAAUGACAAGGCAGAACUCCAUGACUUCUGCAGCCGACUCUCAUACGCUGCAUCCAUCUCGUGCUGAGUCCCUCGCCGGGCGGGACGAGAAAAUUAACCCGGACCAAAAUUAA